This is a messenger RNA of Microplitis mediator, 1806 nucleotides long. RefSeq lists its product as uncharacterized. NCBI's taxonomy places the organism in Eukaryota, Metazoa, Arthropoda, Insecta, Hymenoptera, Braconidae. The record is from RefSeq and is a predicted model, not a curated record. The transcript has 3 exons. Bases 872 to 1507 code for a protein of 211 amino acids.
CAAUCGUGUUUAUUUUUCGUGUCCCUGUCAACCUCGUAAGAAAGUAAGUAUGAUCUCGGUAAGUCGUAGACCAGGUUGUAGACAAAGACACUAAUGUCAUCAUCAUCAAUGAUACAUAUAUAAAUAUUGUCUUCAUUAUAUAAAAAUAUACACUAUUAUUUUUUAAUUAUAGUCUACUACAUCCUGUCGGCACGAAUCAAUUUCGAGAACGUAUUCAAAGUCUAGGUAUAGUGCACAGUUUACAUUAACUUCAAGAUAAUAAUCAAAACGUACCUCUAGUCUCAGACUCCCGUUAUUAACUAAAUUCUAAUGAAAAGCCUGAGCCCCCAACAGGUCAGGCUUAAUUAAAAAACAUACAGAUCGUAUCUUCCAUGAACAUGUGAGCGUGAAAUGCAAAAAUCCGUAUUUCCAAAGUGAAAACAUUCAUAUCUCUGAGUAAUUAUCCCUUUUAAAUUAUGGUUGUAACGGUUAAUCCAAAACUUGUUUUCCAUUAAUGAAUAAGCAAAGAUAGUUUGAGGAAAAGUGAUUGUGUAGGAUGAUUAUUGAGUAAUGAUGUUUUCAAAGGUUAUAACGGGUAAAACUUGAAAGUUGGUCAUUUUUUAUAUGGAGAUUGGAAUAAGUCUUAAAGAAAAGAGAUAGGGGCCUCAAAUAUGAUUUUUUAAGAUAAUCAUAUAUAGCUAGGAUGACAUACAAUGUAUACUAUUACUUUAUGAGAUAACUAAUGAAAAAUAAAAGAGUGGGGAGUAGGGUUUAUUACCUUAAAAGAUCUUUACAGGAUCGCUUAGUCUUCCUUCAGCUAUUAAAAAUAGUGGAUGUUAGAUAACUUAAAAAAGUUUUUUAGUCUGAGUGUAAGCAAAUAAAUUAAUUUAAAAUGGCUCAAAGUCGAAUUGGUGAUGAAAGUGCAUUGUGGGUGAAUUGUGACAAUGAAAUUGAUGAAGAAGAAUUCGAAAACAACACAAAAUUUGUUGAAGCACAAGAACGUCUACGAGACAUUAUAGAGGCAAAGAAUCUGAUGAGUGAUAGUGAUGAUCACUCACUUCUGGCAGCAGCUGAACAAUAUGAGAGAAUCGAUGAGUUAUCCGCAAUUAUAACAAAGGCUGAACAAACAGCCCAAGAUGUAUUUGACGAAUCUACCAGUACACCGGAUGGACUUCAAUUUGCAGAAGAAUUCGUGGAGGAAAUUCUCAACAAGGAAAAGAGAGUGCCUUUGAAUGAAGAAAAGAAAAAGUUCUUCAGUCAAGAAGAGGAUAUGUUUGCGAUCUUACAACCAUACAGCGAGGAAGAAAACAUCCUUAAAAAUUUAAGCCAUAAUAUUCAAGAUGGUGAUAGUUGGGAGAUAAAAUUUAAAAAUAUAUGUGCAAACAUUGUUCAUACAAUCAAUAAUGAACUUGGUGAACAUAUAACAAUGAAUAUGGUGUCAAUUAUAAUUGAAUAUGAUCAUGAUGGACAAGGAAGUCUCACUGAAUUCAUUGAAGAAAAAAAAAUACAAGUGUCUUCAAACUUUUAAAAGACCUGUUUUUUUUCGAAAAUCAGACAGAAAAGAACAUCGAUCAAAUUCUAGAGUUCGAUGAGAAGCUCUUUCGACACCAGGAACAAAAAGACACCAAUCAAAUUUUAGAGAUCGCUAAGGAAGUCUUUCAACAAGAGGGUCUUCGAAAAGAAAAAGAAAAAAUAUUAAAAUUGUAGAAAAUAAAAAAUUUAAAAAAAAAUUCCACAUAAUCACCAAAUUAGAUUAUGUUGCCACUGAAUAAUAAUAAUAAUCAUAAUCAUAAUUAUAAAAUUUGUAAUUUUCAUUAAAAUUUUAGU